GCUUAGCGGAAGCGCUGAGAGUUUUCCAGAAAGGCUCUGAAAGCAGAAGCGGAGGAGGCUUUGGGAGGAAACGCGGUGUGGAGAGAAGUUUUCUGCUGCGCUGUGUGGCGGUUUAGUGAUUAAACCCUGAGAGCAGUUAUUAUCGGGUUCAGAAUAACAAUAAUAAUAAUAAUAAUGACCACCAUCGACUACAGCGUGUGGGAUCAUAUCGAGGUGUCUGACGAUGAAGAUGAUACUCACCCCAACAUCGACACACCCAGCCUGUUCAGGUGGAGACACCAGGCUCGAGUGGAGCGAAUGGAGGCUUUCCAGAAGAAAGGGGCAGAGUUAGAGAAGAGCCUGUCCGAGGCCAAGAAGAAGCUGUCGGAGGCUCAGCGCAGGGUGCAGGAGCUGGAGGGGGCGAGUACAGACCAGGCCAAGAAGGAGCUGGAGGAGGCCAAGAACCAGGAGAAGCAGCUACGCAAGGAGGAGAGGAGCUGGGAGAAGAAGAUGGAGGAGCACCGCAGAGAGGAGAAGAAGAUGCCCUGGAAUGUAGAUACACUCAGCAAGGAAGGAUUCAGCAAAAGUGUGGUGAACAUAAAGCCGGAGGUGAAGGAGGAGACGGAGGAUGAAAAGGAGCAGAAGCACAAGACCUUUGUGGAGAAGUAUGAGAAACAGAUAAAGCACUUUGGAAUGCUGCGGCGUUGGGAUGACAGUCAGAAAUACCUGUCUGAUAACCCUCACCUGGUGUGUGAGGAGACGGCAAACUACCUGGUUAUCAUGUGCAUUGACCUGGAGGUGGAGGAGAAACAUGCUCUCAUGGAGCAAGUGGCCCAUCAGACCAUUGUUAUGCAGUUCAUCCUGGAACUUGCUAAAAGCCUGAAGGUCGACCCUCGAGGAUGCUUUCGCCAGUUUUUCUCCAAGAUCAAGACGGCAGAUCAGCAGUAUCAGGACGCCUUUAAUGAUGAGCUGGAGUCGUUUAAGGAGCGCGUACGCAGCCGAGCGAAGAUCCGCAUCGAGAAAGCCAUGAAGGAGUACGAGGAGGAGGAGAGGCAAAAACGCCUCGGACCUGGAGGUCUGGACCCUGUGGAGGUCUACGACACCCUGCCCUCGGAAAUGCAGAAGUGCUUUGAUGAGAAAGACAUCCAGAUGUUACAGGAUGCAAUCAGCAAAAUGGACCCUACGGAGGCAAAGUACCACAUGAAGCGCUGCAUCGAUUCGGGUCUGUGGGUGCCGAAUUCACGGACUGAUGACGAUGGAGAGAAAGAGGAGGAGAAGGAGGAGGAGCCUCAGUAUGAGGAAGUGAAGACAGGAAAUGCUCAGUGAGGCCCCUCCCCCUCCAGAACAGAUUUCUCCCCGAUUAGCAAUUACCCACAAUCCUCUGUUCUGCCCUAAAAGCUUUAGAGUGAAUAAAUGUGGAAGCUGUUUGGAGUCAUUUAUUGGUGAGGACCCGGAGAUACAGGAACAUGGUUACACUCUGCGGGGUGGGGUCGGGGGAUUACAGUGCCCCUCGAGUGCUGUUGGCUGUUUCCUCUCACCGCUUGGUUGUUGUUGCUCAGUAACACAGAGCUGUGAUUCUUUGGAAAUGAAUGAUAUUCUGGUGUUUUGUAAUGAACUCUGUACUUCCUCCUAUUGGUUUAUCAAUAAAGUGUAUCGAUUAAUCAUAUUAUAAAA
Molecule: messenger RNA, 1653 nt
Organism: Neoarius graeffei (lesser salmon catfish)
Lineage: Eukaryota; Metazoa; Chordata; Actinopteri; Siluriformes; Ariidae
Gene: cdc37
Product: cell division cycle 37 homolog (S. cerevisiae)
Exons: 8
Coding region: 175-1305 (376 amino acids)
Biological process (GO): protein folding; protein stabilization
Cellular component (GO): cytoplasm
Molecular function (GO): protein-folding chaperone binding; protein kinase binding; heat shock protein binding
Source: RefSeq, a predicted model, not a curated record